Molecule: messenger RNA, 1476 nt
Organism: Talaromyces rugulosus
Lineage: Eukaryota; Fungi; Ascomycota; Eurotiomycetes; Eurotiales; Trichocomaceae
Exons: 3
Coding region: 1-1476 (491 amino acids)
Biological process (GO): regulation of transcription by RNA polymerase II
Cellular component (GO): nucleus
Molecular function (GO): DNA-binding transcription factor activity, RNA polymerase II-specific; RNA polymerase II cis-regulatory region sequence-specific DNA binding
Source: RefSeq, a predicted model, not a curated record
AUGUCUGCCAGGGCCCCUCCGGCAGAGGCAGACCGCGGUCGCCAGUGGUAUCAAUUUCAACACGGCGCUGGCAACCCUGUCACCAUGUCCCCGCCAUCUUCCACCUCACGAAUGACAUCCCGCCCAACCUAUGUCCCACCUCCUGGCUUCUCUCCAGGAACGGUUGCUUCGAUGGCUCCGUUACAAAUCGACGAGACGUCCCAGUACGCAUCGACUCCAGAGCUGUCGACCGAGACAGACCUGCUCUCGAACCCGUCGAACAGCGCCAGCAUGUUCCCUUCCAACGACUACACCAUGCCUGGCGGACAGCCAUCAGCAUCCACCGCCCCCAAGGUCCGGGUCUUGAAAGCCCCCCGCGUGAGGCGCCGCACCAAGCCUGCCAAAGUCGACCGAGCCUCGAACCCGGUCAUCGACAAGCCCCUCAGUGAGCUCACGAAGCACCUCGGCCAUAUUCCGCUGAAAAACAUGCGCCAAUGGGCCCAUCGAGACACCGAAGAGCGCCUCAGGGAGGUACAAAAGAAGAACGGCAAGAUCGCUAGACCCAUGAAUUCUUUCAUGCUUUACCGAUCUGCCUAUGCCGACCGUACCAAAGAGUGGUGCUCCCAAAACAAUCACCAGGUUGUUUCCCGCGUCUCCGGACAGAGCUGGCCCAAGGAGCCGACCCAUAUCAGAGAAGAGUACGAGUUGCUUGCCCUGAUUGAGCGCGACAACCACCAAAAAGCCCACCCGAACUAUAAGUUCGCCCCCAACAAGACGCAAACACCGCCAAGGAAGAAACGUCCGCUCCAAGAUGAGGCCAGCGAAGGGGAAGAGUCAGAUCUGCGCGGCCCCAGCCAUUCAUCCCCGGCACUCCCCAACAAGAUGGCCAGGACCUCGGGCUUGAGUAGCUCGCUUACCAGCCGGGACUCGACCCCCCUAGACACGCACGACAACUUGUUGGAAGGGUACCCCGCUGGAACGUGGCAGCUAUCAGGGGGUCGGCCUUUGGUUCCGCAGGUCUUCCCGUCCACCGAAACCGGGUAUUUCAUGCCUCCCAAUCCCAACAUGAUGAGGGCCCCCGAUGAGGGUCAUCCUCCUUCAGGAGCAGGUCUGAUGACUGGCCAUUACGGCACCUCCACCAGUCUGGUCGGCAUCCCGGGCGGUGUCCACCAAGACCUUGUGCGGUCUUAUCCAAACGGCCAUGCGGUCAGCCAUAUGGAAGAGCCGCAACUCGAUCCGCAGCUCCUCAGCUCGGAUGUUGCCCCAGGCGAGCUGCGCGCAUUCAACCGCCAGAACUUUCCUUACUGGCAGGGCGGCCAGGAUCUUGGCUCGUACCUUCCUCUCGCGGGCAACCUGAGUUUCGACCACGUAAAUUAUGCCAACACCCCGGGCAUAGACGAAAACGGCGACAUCUGGGCGGGGUGUGAAGACGCGGCAUCGGAAGUCGGCAAGGACUUGGAUGGCUGGCUCCAACAGUCGACAUACCCUUCCCAGUAG